Messenger RNA from Desarmillaria tabescens, 1290 nucleotides. RefSeq lists its product as uncharacterized. The transcript has 10 exons. The record is from RefSeq and is a predicted model, not a curated record. The coding region runs from base 1 to 1290 and encodes 429 amino acids. NCBI's taxonomy places the organism in Eukaryota, Fungi, Basidiomycota, Agaricomycetes, Agaricales, Physalacriaceae.
AUGAGUGAGCAUCCUACCUUGGCUGGAAUGGUAGCACCUCCAUACGUCGAUCCUACAACAAAAGUUGGCAUGAUGUCCCAAAUAGUGAUGUCCGGGUCAGGCUUAAAGCCUGCUACCCAGCCUGACCCAGCCCAACCCGACCCUGAAAAGCCUGGCCCUAGUGGAGGGCUUUGGCAGGCUCAAGGCUCAGGUGUCGACUUCAGAAAGCCCAAGCCCUGGGCUUUCGGCCUGGUGGAGACUAUAUCAGUAAUUGCUUUGUCCUUCAUGCUUGUGCGAGAUGAGCCUGAUCCUAAUCUUAUUGUCAAUGGAAGACACAAUCAUCAGCGUCCUCAGCACUAUGGAGAAAGCGAUGAUGAGCAUACUGCUGUGCCAUCUGUACCUCGGCAGUCCAAAUGCAUACGUACCAAUGAUGAGACCCUGGAGGAAUGUGAUGAGCCUGAGGUGCCAGAAAAACAAGCAGGACCCAUUUCAACAAUCCAUUUAUCUGCUUCACAAUGUUCUCCUCCAACUCAGCAUAUGCCUGGUGACUCGCUCAGCUUUCCAGAUCCUCCAGCACUGCUUGUGUUUCCAGUUGACCCAGCUGACAUUUCCAACACUGGUAGCUGGAAGGAGCAUAAGGAUCAGAUUAUAAAGAUCUCAGACCACCUGCAUGGGCUAUUGACACUGCAAAAGACAUGUGUAUACUUAGACAAAAAACUGCUGGCAGUUCAGCACAAUGCUGACAGAGCACAUCUCAAGAAAAGGGAGUAUUACCUUCCUGCCAUUCCUCCUGUAUCACAUCCUAAUCCUUUCAAGUCAAAAACCUCUUUUCAGGCCUCGGCCUCCAACUUGAAUGGGGGGAGAGUACACUAUGAUACUACAAGAGAUGAGGAACAGUAUUCUAGCAACUCAUGGACCACUAAAAUACGAGUGCCCCACCGAGCUCAGAUUUCUGAAGAUUUAGGUAGCCGAAAUCCCUCUUUGCACAAGGGAAAUUGCCAAGGAUGUUCUCUUAGCAAUCCUGGCUUGGAUCAAGGUAAUAAUGAUGGAAACCAAGGUCCAUUUCAUCGUGAUCCAGGCUAUUCACAAAUUCUUGCAUGCUCUGCUUACUCAGAGUAUACCAGCAUCGCCUCUGACACUGCGUUCAAAGAGACUGAGGCUAACAUACCUACUUUCAACAGUAAUCCAAACCCGAGGGAUAGUUGUGAGAACAAAGUCAUUGAUACUCUGGCCUGGAAUAAUAACAUCGGCAAUCCAGUCCUUCCCUAUUCAACCAAUAACCAGCAGGCAAAAGAUAUGAAGAAUAUCUAA